Cetraspora pellucida is the source of this 136-nucleotide messenger RNA. Lineage: Eukaryota; Fungi; Glomeromycota; Glomeromycetes; Diversisporales; Gigasporaceae. The record is from the annotation of a GenBank genome assembly.
AUGGCACUCACAUUUAGUGACAUAUUUAAAGCAAUUUUUGCACUUAUUCUUCCACCACUUGGUGUUUUUCUUGAAGUUGGAUGCAACAAGGAUCUAUUAAUUAAUAUUCUGUUGACUCUACUUGGAUACAUUCCUG